UACAUUACCUCUGAGACAGAUCAGAACGUUACCGCUUUAAUCGAGGGUCAUUUCUUACGUCCGCUAACAUGGUCGACAAAGCACCACAGGGUUGUAUACUGAUCUUAGCCAGUAUUAUAAUAUCGGUACUAAGUCUUUCACCCCCAUUGUCAGAAGAGGCGCUAAACUCGUUGGACAAAGACGUUCGCUAUGCUAUACUUCAUUCUAAAAUCCAUAACCAACAUCGCCAUUCUACAAAGACAUCCUUAAAGAGUAUGUAUGUUGGUGUAGGGGGGAAAAUAUACUCCACGCCACAAAUAUUCGCACAAACUAUCAACGUUGACGCCACACAGGCUGUUUCUCAGGACAUCUUGUGGAAGGCGACAGUCAUUGUGUCCUACAUGGUAAAAUACAUGCCCGCGGAUAUAUUUGCUGGAGUAGCGAACAGUCAUGGCGUAGGAAUAUUUACGGCUGCCGAUGGUGCCACUGCAUUUCCUGAGAAUGCACAUCUAGCUGACACUCCUCAAUGCCAUGGAACAUGCAGUGGGGCUUGCUCAUACACGUGUACGACUGACGGACGUAAGUAUUCAACAAUUGCCGGAAUUACCAAUUCCCGAUCUGUGGCACUUUCAACCAAUAUCGGCUGUCAGACUGGCGACCCGCAGGGUGGACAGGAAAACAUCCUUGUGCAUGAAUUUGGACACUUGGUAUUGAUGUAUAUGCCAAAAACAUACAGAGAUCAGCUCAUUACCGCCUACAACUACGCAGCCCAACACCAAGUCUGGUAUCCUGGGUACGAGCUCAGCAACAAAGACGAAUAUUGGGCGGAGGCAACUGCAUCGUUCUUCAAUGUCAUAACACGAGAUGACGGGCCUGCCGGGGGAAUGAACAAGUGUGAAUUUACCCAUAUCUGUACAUCGGAGACAGAGAAUAGAGCUUGGUUAAAAAAGCAUGAUGCAUGGCUAUUCAAUGUUCUCAGCAAAGUCUACACAAACAACCAUCCCGAGUACCCCAGUGGACUGCGGAUAUGUAUGUAACCGUACUAGAGUCAGUUUAUCAUGUCAAAAUAAACAUAUGAGCAUGCAUUUGAUUUAUUGUGGAUUCCGUGGAAAUAAAACAUUUGUACCUCACAACAUGA
Molecule: messenger RNA, 1117 nt
Organism: Pecten maximus
Lineage: Eukaryota; Metazoa; Mollusca; Bivalvia; Pectinida; Pectinidae
Exons: 7
Coding region: 69-1016 (315 amino acids)
Molecular function (GO): metallopeptidase activity
Source: RefSeq, a predicted model, not a curated record